CAUCAUUAACCAGCCAGCCAUUGUACGCAGCUGCUCCUCCCUCCCUCUUCAAUCACCCUCGCUGCCUCCGCCCCCCAUAUUCUGAAGACAGAAUCUUCUGAAGAGAGAGAGAGCAGUGGGCUGCAGGCAGGAUGAACGACCUGAUGACGAAAUCGUUCCUCAGCUACGUGGAUCUGAAGAAGGCGGCCCUCAAGGAGGAGGACCUGGAAGCCGACGGCGGCAUCGAGAUGGCGGCAGCGGAGGACGAGAAGCUGCGGCCGUUCCUCCAGGAGGCGGAGGCGGUGAAGGAGGAGAUCGCGUCCAUCCGCGGCAUCCUGGCCCGGCUCCAGGAGGCCAACGAGGAGAGCAAGUCGGCCCACCAGCCCGACGCCCUGCGCGGCCUCCGCGCCCGCAUCGGCGCCGACGUCGUGCUCGUGCUGCGCAAGGCGCGCGCCAUCCGCGACCGCCUGGAGGCCAUGGACCGCUCCACCGCCGCCAGCCGCCAGCUCGGCAGCGGCGGCACCCCCGUCGACCGCACCCGCACGGCCGUCGCCGCCGGCCUGCGCAAGCGGCUCCGCGACCUGAUGCUGGACUUCCAGGCGCUGCGGCAGCGCAUCAUGGCCGAGCACCGCGAGGCCGUGGAGCGCCGCUACUUCACCCUCACGGGCGAGCUCCCCGCGGACGACGUCGUGGAGCGGAUCGUGGCGGGCGAGCAGGGGCAGGGGCAGGGGCAGGAGCAGGAGCUGCUGCGGAAGGCAGCGGCGGCGGCGGAGCGCGGCGGCAGCGGGGAGGCGCUGGCGGCCGUGCAGGAGAUCCAGGGGCGGCAGGACGCGGCCCGCGAGUUGGAGCGCAGCCUGCUGGAGCUGCACCAGGUGUUCCUGGACAUGGCCGUGAUGGUGGAGGCGCAGGGGGAGCAGAUGGACGACAUCGAGCGGCACGUCGCCAGCGCCGGCAACUACGUCAAGGACGGCGCCAAGGAGCUCGGCUCCGCCAAGGCCUACCAGCGCAGCAGCCGCAAGUGGCUCUGCAUCGGCAUCAUCCUGCUGCUGCUCCUCGUCCUCGUCGUCAUCGUCCCCAUCGCCGCCACCCUCUCCUCCAAAUCCAGCUGAAUCUUCAAUAAUCUAUCUAUGCAUGCCCCCCAUUCCCCCAUUCCCCCAUUCCCCAUUCCCUACUCUAUUCUAUUCUAUUCUAUUCUAUUCUAUUCUUUAUAUUAUAUGCAUGUUGUUGGUUUAAUUUCCAUCGAGCCAGCCAGCCAAUUCUGCAUGCUGAGGGUUGGGAGUUCUGCUCAAGCUCCUCUGAUGAUAAUCAUCUCUGCAGUGAGAUGAGAGACAAAAGGGCCGGCCAGCUACCGCCCGCCAUUUAUCACCUUGAAUUUUUUUUUUAUUUUUAUUUUUUUGAUUUAUAUUUUUGCUCCCAAUGAGUUGCUUCGGUUUAUUCUUUAUAUAUGUGAUCCAACUUCUGCGGAAAUGAAAUUGAUUGCUAGCUACAUUCGUUAAAA
Ananas comosus (pineapple) is the source of this 1477-nucleotide messenger RNA. Its product is annotated as syntaxin-related protein KNOLLE. The coding region runs from base 132 to 1088 and encodes 318 amino acids. Gene Ontology annotation, molecular function: SNAP receptor activity; SNARE binding. Lineage: Eukaryota; Viridiplantae; Streptophyta; Magnoliopsida; Poales; Bromeliaceae. The record is from RefSeq and is a predicted model, not a curated record. Gene Ontology annotation, biological process: intracellular protein transport; exocytosis; vesicle fusion. The transcript has a single exon. Gene Ontology annotation, cellular component: endomembrane system; plasma membrane; SNARE complex.